CUCUGGCCUUCACAUGCAGGUGCACACACAUACUACAUACACAAGACUGGGCAGCAACCUAAUAAUAAAAUUACACACUGCUUCUCCCAUGCCCUCCAAUCUUAUGGACAUAUCAUAAAAUUCCAGUAUAUUAACAGGAUUGCAACUGAAAGAAUUGCAAGACUCAGACCCUGUGGAAGGAGGAUCAAGACCGUCUUGUUGCUCGUACACACAGCUCUUUUUGCAGUACGAUAAACCUGAAGAAAGUGAGGAAAACCGGAGACAGCAGGGGAGACCAAAGGCAAGGACCUCCGGAGAGGUGCUGGCCCCCAGCGCCCGAAUCUGACAGCAAACCGUGAAAUCUCUGAAGCCUAGCCCUCCAAAGGUAAAACCUGAGCCUCACAUACUAUGUUCUGUUCAAGCUUGAAAAACAACAAGAAAAGCAAAAUCUGGAAGCAUCUGAACCAGGUACUCAUGGUGGAAUUUUGGAAUUUCAGAUUAGGAAUUUAAAGUAACUUGAUAAGCAGGCAAGGCAUCUUGGCACUCACCUUUAAUCCUAGCACUCGGGAGGCCAAAACAGGCAGAUCUCUGUGAGUUUGAGGCCAGCCUGGUCUACAGAGUGAGUCCCAGGACAGCCAGGGCUACAUAGUGAAGUUAGAUGUGAAGGAGACAAGAUGGAGGCCGUUGGGGGCAUUGAAGGGAAGCAGCAGAGGAUGUUUAUGAUCAAAGUCCAUUGUACAAAUGUAUGACAUUUUCAAAGAAUAAAAAAGUACUGUUUUGGUUGUCAUUGUUGUUUUUCAGGACGAGGUUUCUCUGUGUAACAGUUCUGACUGUCCUGGAACUUGAUCUGUACACCAGGUUGGCCUCGAACUCACAGAGAUCCAUCUGCUUCUGCCUACUGAGUGCUGGGAUUAAAAGCAUGAGCCACCACCACCACACAAAUACCCUUUUGAAAAGGUAAUGAUACUUGAUUUCUCAAGUUUCUUGAAAUUAUUUAGCCCACUCAAUGCCAACUCCAUGAUGACCUAUAAAUCCUGUGCCUCACUGGACAAAGGAAGUGUCAGUCAUGGUAAUUCUUCAGGACAUUACCAUGGUUACUAGAACCCAGUGCUCCUGAGUAGACAUUCUGAAGAGAAGGGGGCACUGAGAUGGCUUUCUUCAACUUGUAUCUAUUAGGAUACCAACAGUCUCUUCGGUCUAAAAAGAGAAACGCAACCAAAGAAACAAACCAGAAGGAUGGAGUGUCUAGGUUUCCCCCGAUUAUCUCAACAGACGGUAAUUAUUCCAUACACCAGAAUAGCCACGAGAGGUACCAGGAAGCUGUACGGAAGACGCUGUUAAAAACAUUCCCCAAUCAGGUCUUCAGAGUCCCAGUGACUGAUGCUCAGAACUUCAGCUUCUGGCGGCCCCAAAAUCCAGGCGUGCGUCCAGAGGAAACCAUCCCAUGGAUGCAGGGUCCACGCCAUUGUCUCAUUAAGAGCCCAAUGACCAGGUUAGGCUGAGAAGGGUCAGGGUGGGAGACUGGGGAAAGUUCUCUCCCCCUGCCCUCACUGAAACCCAUAGUAUGUUUCAACUCCACUUAAAGAGCUGAUAGUAAGCUGGGUGUGGUGAUGCACAACUUUAAUCCCAGCACUCAGGAGGCAAAGGCAGGUGGAUCUCUGUGAUCUGUGAGUUCAAGCCCAGCCUGAUCUACAGAGAAUUCCAAGACAGCCAGAGCUGCAUAGAGAGACCCUGUCUCAGAAACAGGGGGGUAGGUAUCAGAGAAUAGAAGAGAUCUGAGGUUUAUCAGGGAGCGUGGGCCUCAGACCCUGGGCAGUGUGGUCUCCACGCAGUAUAGUUUGAGAUCUGUCUGCUUUGCUUGAUGGGUGAGAGACUUCUGAACAGGCACAGAAUCAACGUCUCCAGCAUUCCUGUGGGCUCCUGAGGAUGUUUCUACGCCCACCAGCAUCCACUAGACUCAGUCCUCCUCGGUAGCCCUACUUCAUCCCCCACCCCCCACCCCCGCCCAUUCUGCACAGAGGCAGCAAUGAGGACCAUUUUUAAGGAUGC
Messenger RNA from Peromyscus californicus insignis, 2028 nucleotides. It is a transcript of the gene Spmip11, whose product is annotated as testis expressed 49. Lineage: Eukaryota; Metazoa; Chordata; Mammalia; Rodentia; Cricetidae. The record is from RefSeq and is a predicted model, not a curated record. The transcript has 3 exons. The coding region runs from base 1128 to 1481 and encodes 117 amino acids.